GUUGUUUUAUUAUAAUCUGGGAAGAUCUUGUUUGGAAAAAUAUAAAUUUCCGUUGUUGUACUUUCGAGUUACGUUACAUCAAUUUCUUAACACCCUUAACACCCUGUGCAAACUUGUUGUUACUCUAAUACAAUUUACACUCGAUCUCACUUAGCAUUUUUCGUCCUUCUCAUUUUCCCGGAUUUUGAAUACCUCCAUUUGAUCCAUCAUUUGGUGCUUUCCUUGAGAGAAGAACAAGUGUGAUGUUGUUAUCGCUCAGCAUGAGGCAUCAGCGGAAACUACAACUACCUUCGGUAUCCGGAGAGACGCUAAGGCAAGCAGGUGGCACCAGCGACUGCGGAUCUACGCAGCCAGAUCCAAUGAAAUUCCGUAGAUCUCCUCUAUCAACUGUCCCAAAAUCGCGAUGCAGCGGCAAUACCGUCCGCCCAAGUGAUGCCGCAAAUUCAGAAUUUUUUGAUUGCGGAUCCUUCUGCGGCUAUUGGCACCCUCACCUUGAGAGAAGAACAUGCGUGAUGCUGUUGUCGCAUCAGCAGAAACUACGACUACCUCCGAUAUCCGGAGAGACGCUAAGGCAAGCAGGUGGAACUAACGACUUCGGAUCUACGCAGCCAGAUCCAACGAAGUUCCGUAGAUCUCCUCUAACAACUGUCCCAAAAUCACGAUGCAGUGGCAAUACUGUCUGCCCAAGUGAUGCCGCAAAUUCAGAAUUUUUUGAUUGCGGAUCCUUUUCUGCGGCGGUUGGCGCUCAUCUCAGGAUUGCAACAAAUACUGCCAACACUGCAAUCCCAACCGGAAACAAGAGCGACGAACAAUGCCGUAGGACCAAUUUCUCCGGUGGCCUCUAGGUCACGAUCUUUGAGGGUGGGCUCCAUAGAGGCAUGAUGGGUUGUUGAAGAGCCCAUUGAAAUGGUUUGUCCACCUUCCCCACACGGCCAACAGCCAGCGCCGGUGGCCACUACAGCCCCGGGCGACGCUGAGGACUCGUUCUCCGCCUACUGAAUAUGCACGAAUUGUCUGGUCUUUAACAGUUGUUUAUUCACAAAUUUGAACACCCGCGACUACCACCCAUGUCGAAUCCUUGUUUUGUGUUGAUGGUCUUGAAAUAAAUGUUCUACAAGCAGGCUAAGUAAAAUAAUACUCCGUAGUUCUUCCCUUUCCCUAACCCAAUUCCCUACACACAAAUAAGGCAAUCACUUGACACAGAAAUGCUUCCACCUGCGCGCCAAGUGGUCUAUUUCUUCUUCACUGUCGAUGCCUGUAACAUGUUCGAUAAAAUUUCAAAGAACUCUAUCCUUCACAAUCUAGGGUUUUUAUGUUCAUUAUUAGGUAUCGCAAAUUCACAUCACAAGAAUCUUCAGCAACCAGUAAAAAGGACAAACAAGACAGUAAAAUAUACUAGUAUACCAUAUAAAAAGAAUCGCCCAAAGAGUGUUUUGAAAAAGAUAGUUUAAGGCGCACACGAACAGAAUAGGGCUCAGAUCUGUGUAUGAUCGGCAGCGAGAAGGAGGGGCACCGCCAUGGCUGCAAACACAACAGUUGCAGCGUGAGAAUCACGUGCCGUCCGCGUGCUGCCAUGCCAAGAUACGGGCCGGGUUAUCUCGAUACCAGAUCUAUCAGCUCAGGAGGAGCAGUCAAUACAAAAUAUCAUCACCGCCCCCUUUCAACCGUAUCGCCGCUCGAUUCAUCACCACCCCCACCGCCCGCACCACCACAGAAGAUGAAUUUGCAUGACAGAAUGAGUAUAUAUAUACGUAGUAUGUAUGUAUGUAUGGAUGGAUACAGAUAAAGAGACAGAGAAAGAUCAGAGAGAGCAAUAUGUAACAGUCUGAAGCUCAUUCUUUCUCAAAAGAAGGAAAAGAAGAAAACAGCAGAAGAGGGCUGUUGGUUUUUUGGGUGUGAGAAUCAUAGGGCUCGCGGAGAGAGGGCAACCACCCUCAAGAAAAUCCCAUUCUCGUCUCUCUCUCUCCAGCCUCAUUUCCUCCUGAGCAUUUUCUUUUACACCUAUCCACCUUCUGAUGUUCUAUCCCCUGUUU
Molecule: messenger RNA, 2033 nt
Organism: Cuscuta europaea
Lineage: Eukaryota; Viridiplantae; Streptophyta; Magnoliopsida; Solanales; Convolvulaceae
Source: the annotation of a GenBank genome assembly